UUGUGUGGAAUCAAGCUGGUUACGUCACGCACUCGUCCACGGUGCUCGGAGCUGGACACUUAGCAUCCACUCAUGCGGUUGCACGUUUGAGGAGACAGUUUGGCGCUCCGGGGACCAAAGCGCCAUUUGUUUUGGGCGAAUUUGCGUUUGCCCCCCCCUGAUUUUAUUUGCAGAAUCCAGUGAGGGAAGCCGGUGUCCUCGCGUGUAUGCGUGUGAGAGCGAGCGAGCUUGUGGUGGUGUGUGUUGAGAGGAGCCACGCUGUGCAUCAUGUUUGAAUGCUGAGCGUCCUUUCCAAUAUAUAUAUAUAUUUUUUGUACAUGACAGUACAGCUGUAACGCCUCGUCUAGCGUCAGCUGGUACUCCAUUGAUUCCCCCCCGCCUCGAAGAAGGAAAAAAAAGAAGAAGAAGAAGAAGAAGAAGAGGCGUGCUGGGCUGAGGGUGCAGCCGAAGGAACCCACCCGGAUCAUCGGCUCUGAUGAGGUGCUAGGUCGGACUACUUUGGGCUCAGAGAUCCAGCCAAGUCGUCCACAACACACCGCUCAUUUCCCAAUUGCUCAGGAGAUGGCGAUGAGCUGGCUCUAUCUGGGAUUUCUACUCAGCCUGGGGGUCAUCGCUCCGAACGGUGCAGCUGAAGUUCCUAAAGCCGACGACCAAACCAGGACCUGCAGUCCGAAGCAGUUUGUGUGUAAGGACCAGACGACCUGCAUUUCCAAAGGCUGGCGCUGUGACGGGGAGAAGGACUGUCCAGAUGGCUCAGAUGAGUCACCAGACAUCUGCUCGCACAACAGGGUGAGCAAGUGUCCUGUCAAUGAACAUGGCUGCUUGGUCGUCGAUGUUUGCCUCCACAUGAGCAAACUGUGUGAUGGAGUUCCGGACUGCUCCGAUGGCUGGGAUGAGGGCCCUCACUGCAGAGAGAACGCACCGGCCUGUGCAUCGCAUGGGUGCCAGUUCCACUGCGCUGUGACUCACGAUGGACCCAAGUGCUACUGUGGCAACGGCUAUGAGGUGGCCACAGACGGAAAGACAUGUAAAGAUUUCAAUGAGUGCAGUGUGUAUGGGACAUGCAGUCAGACGUGCAAAAACACUGAGGGCUCCUACCUCUGCAGCUGUGUUGAGGGCUACCUGCUGCAGCCAGACAAUCGUUCCUGCAAAGCUAAAAAUGAGCCGGUAGAACGUCUUCCUAUGCUCUUGAUUGCAAACCUGCACGACAUCCGCUGCACUUCAUUGAGUGGCUCCACGUCCCGGCUGCCCUCCAUUGCCACCAAGCAGACCAUGGCGAUGGACUUCAUCUAUGCCGAGGAGACCGUCUGCUGGAUCGAUGUGGGGGAAACACCGGCAGCCACGCAGCUGAAAUGCGCCAGAAUCCCUGACCUCAAAACUGUUACCGACAUCCGCACCAUUAACAUUUCCAUCACCCUGCACCAUGUGGAACAGAUGGCAAUUGACUGGCUGACCGGAAACUUCUACUUUGUGGAUGAUGUGGACGACUGGGUGUUUGUCUGCAACAAGAAUGGUCAGACAUGUGUAACCCUGCUGGACCAAGAACUGUACAACCCAAAAGGCAUCGCCUUGGACCCAGCGAUGGGAAAAGUCUUCUUUACGGACUAUGGGUCCACGCCGAGGGUGGAACGUUGUGACAUGGACGGUCAGAACCGCACAAAGCUGGUGGACAGUAAGAUAGUCUUUCCGCAUGGCAUCACUCUGGACCUGGUCAGCCGGCUGGUGUACUGGGCUGAUGCCUACCUGGACUACAUUGAAGUGGUGGACUAUGAGGGCAAGAACAGACACACCAUCAUUCAGGGCCUGCUGAUUGAGCACCUAUAUGGGCUGACUGUCUUUGAGAACUACCUGUACGCCACCAACUCGGAUGAAGGCAACCUUAACCCCAAGACCAGUGUGAUACGAGUGAACCGCUUCAACAGUUCCGACUUCCAGGUGGUGACGCGGGUUGACCGCGGUGCCGCGCUGCACGUGUACCACCAGCGACGCCAACCUGGGGUGCGUAGCCAUGCAUGUGCCUUGGAUCAGUUUGGUAAGGCUGGAGGUUGUUCUGACAUCUGUCUGCUGGGCAACAGCCACAAGACGCGCACCUGCCGUUGCCGAUUUGGCUUCAGCCUGGGCAAUGACGGCAAGUCUUGCAAAAAACCAGACCACGAGUUGUUCUUGGUGUACGGUAAGGGUCGCCCUGGGAUCAUCAGGGGCAUGGAUAUGAAUGCUAAGGUACCGGAUGAGUACAUGAUCCCCAUUGAGAACCUCAUGAACCCCCGAGCUUUGGAUUUUCACGCCGCCAGUGAAUUCAUCUACUUUGCUGACGCUACCAGCUACAUUAUUGGUCGACAGAAGAUAGACGGGACAGAGAGAGACACAAUAUUAAAAGACGGGAUCCACACAGUGGAGGGGCUGGCAGUAGACUGGAUGGGAGGUAAUCUGUACUGGACCGAUGACGGGCCUAAGAAGACUAUCAGUGUUGCCAGACUUGAAAAGGCUUCUCAGACGCGCAAGACUCUCAUAGAGGGCAAGAUGAGCCACCCGCGUGCCAUUGUGGUGGACCCCCAAAAUGGGUGGAUGUACUGGACCGACUGGGAGGAGGAUCCCACUGAGAGUAAUAGGGGAAAGAUCAAAAAAGCUUGGAUGGAUGGAUCCCAUCAUCAAGUGAUCCUGACUAGCAAGACAGUGCUUUGGCCCAAUGGCUUGAGUCUGGACAUUCCUCAGGGUAUACUAUACUGGGUUGACGCCUAUUAUGACCGUAUUGAGAUGGUUUACCUCAACACGACUGAACGGAAGGUGGUGUAUGAGGGGCAGGAGCUGAACCACGCCUUUGGUUUGUGUCACUAUAAACAAUUUCUCUUUUGGAAUGAGUACCGUGGAGGUAGCAUCUACAAACUGGACCAAGUCACGAAGACAGUCACGCUUCUUCGAAAUGAGAGGCCGCCUAUCUUUGAGAUUAGAGUGUAUGACGCUCACCAGCAGCAAGGCACCAAUGUAUGCAGGGUUAUGAACGGGGGAUGUAGCAGUCUUUGCCUUGCCAUCCCUAAUGGCAGGUCCUGUGGCUGUGCUGAUGAUCAAAUCCUUGAUGUGGAUAACGUCACCUGUAAAGCCAACCCCUCCUACGUGCCCCCGCCGCAAUGCCAGCCCGGGGAGUUUGCCUGCAAGAACAACCGCUGCAUCCAAGAGCGCUGGAAGUGUGACGGGGACAACGAUUGUCUGGACAACAGUGACGAGGCCCCUGAGCUUUGUCACCAGCACACCUGUCCGGCAGACCGAUUCAAAUGCCAGAACAACCGCUGCAUCCCUUUGCGGUGGCUGUGUGACGGCGAUAAUGACUGCGGCAACGAUGAGGACGAAUCAAACACCACAUGCUCUGCACGCACAUGCCCUCCAAAUCAAUACCCUUGUGCCAGUGGUCGUUGCAUCCCCAUCUCCUGGACAUGUGACCUGGAUGACGACUGUGGAGACCGCUCAGACGAACCCGACUCAUGUGCCUAUCCCACGUGUUUCCCCCUCACCCAGUUCACCUGCGCUAAUGGUCGCUGCAUCAACAUCAACUGGCGCUGUGACAAUGACAACGACUGCGGGGAUAACAGCGAUGAAGCCGGCUGCAGUCAUUCCUGCUCCAGCGUGCAGUUUAAAUGUAACAGCGGUCGCUGUAUCCCAGAAUACUGGACUUGUGAUGGCGAUAAUGACUGUGGAGACUACAGUGACGAGACCCAUGCCAACUGUACCAAUCAAGCUACUCGUCCCCCAGGUGGCUGCCACGUGGAUGAGUUCCAGUGUCGCAUGGAUGGUUUGUGCAUCCCCAUGCGGUGGCGCUGUGACGGUGACACAGACUGCAUGGACCUAAGUGACGAGAACAAUUGCGAGGGUGUCACUCACAUGUGUGACCCAGCUGUCAAGUUCAGUUGCAAGGAUUCAGCUCGCUGCAUCAGCAAGGCUUGGGUGUGUGACGGUGACAGUGACUGCGAGGACAACUCGGACGAGGUCAACUGUGACGCGCUGGUCUGCAAGUUGUCUCACCACGUGUGUGCCACCAACGACUCCAUCUGCCUUCCUGCCGAGAAGCUGUGUGACGGCACUGACGAUUGUCCAGAUGGAUCUGAUGAGAAGCUUUGUGACUUGUGUUCGCUGGACAACGGCGGUUGUAGUCACAACUGCAGCAUCAUUCCCGGUGAAGGCUUCAUGUGUUCCUGUCCCCUGGGCAUGGAGCUUGGAGCAGACAACAAAACUUGCCACAUCCAGAGCUUCUGCGCCAAACACCUAAAAUGUAGCCAGAAAUGCGAGCAGGAAAAAUCCAGCGUCAAAUGCUCCUGCUAUGAGGGCUGGGAGCUGGAGUCUGACAUGGAGAGCUGCAAAAGCACUGAUCCCUUCAAGCCUUUCAUUAUAUUUUCCAACCGACAUGAGAUCAGAAGGAUUGAGCUUCACAAGGGGGAGUUCAGUGUCCUGGUACCAGGCUUGAGGAACACCAUCGCAUUGGACUUUCACCUCAACCAGAGCACGUUGUACUGGACGGAUGUGGUGGAGGACAAGAUCUACCGUGGGAAACUUUCAGAAAAUGGAGCUCUGACCAGUUUUGAAGUUGUGAUCCAAUAUGGGCUGGCAACUCCCGAGGGCCUGGCGGUGGACUGGAUAGCAGGAAAUAUCUACUGGGUGGAGAGCAAUUUGGACCAGAUUGAAGUGGCCAAACUGGACGGGACCAUGAGAACAACACUGCUGGCUGGGGAAGUAGAACACCCCCGAGCCAUCGCCCUGGACCCACGUGAUGGUAUCCUAUUUUGGACCGACUGGGAUGCUAGUCUGCCCAGGAUUGAGGCAGCGUCUAUGAGUGGCGAGGGCAGACGCACCAUCCACAGGGAGACGGGCAGCGGCGGCUGGCCCAACGGACUCACCGUUGAUUACAUGGAGAGACGCAUUGUCUGGAUCGAUGCCAGAUCAGAUGCCAUCUACUCUGCCAUGUAUGAUGGCUCAGGGCUGAUUGAGGUGUUGCGAGGUCACGAGUACUUGUCCCACCCAUUUGCCGUCACCAUGUAUGGAGGUGAAGUCUACUGGACUGACUGGAGGACCAACACUCUUGCCAAAGCCAACAAAUGGACAGGACACAACGUUACUGUAGUCCAGCGCACCAACACGCAGCCUUUUGACUUGCAGGUCUAUCACCCGUCGAGACAACCCCAGGCUCCAAACCCAUGUGCCACCAUCGACGGCAAAGGGCCUUGUUCCCACCUUUGUCUCAUCAACUUCAACCAAACCUUCUCCUGUGCCUGCCCUCACCUCAUGAAGCUGCAAGCUGACAAACGCACCUGCAAAGAGUCCCGCAAGUUCCUUCUUUAUGCUCGUCAGAUUGAGAUCCGGGGCGUGGACAUCGACAACCCCUACUACAACUACAUAAUCUCCUUCACCGUGCCCGACAUAGACAAUGUGACAGCAGUGGACUACGAUGCGGUGGAGCAUCGUAUCUACUGGUCGGAUGUCCGAACGCAAACCAUCAAAAGAGCGUUCAUCAAUGGCACAGGCGUGGAAACUGUUGUCUCUGCUGACCUUCCUAAUGCUCAUGGGCUAGCAGUCGACUGGGUGUCCAGGAACCUUUUCUGGACCAGCUAUGAUGCCAAUAAGAAGCAGAUCAAUGUGGCCAGACUGGAUGGUUCUUUUAAGAAUGCUGUUAUCCAGGGUUUAGACAAGCCCCAUUGUCUAGUGCUGCAUCCUCAACUAGGGAAGCUGUACUGGACCGAUGGUGACAGCAUAAGCAUGUCGAAUAUGGAUGGCACCAACCGCACCACACUCUUCAUCAACCAGAAGGGACCAGUUGGCCUAUCUAUCGACUAUGAGAAAGAGCAGCUGUACUGGAUCAGCUCGGGAAAUGGCACAAUUAAUCGCUGUCAGCUGGACGGAUCUAAAUUAGAGAGCUUGGAAGGCAUUAAAGGCAAACUCAACAAGGCCACAGCAUUGGCUAUAAUGGGAGACAAGCUUUGGUGGGCGGACCAUGCAACUGAUCAGAUUGGAACAUGCGACAAGAAGGAUGGCGGCAACUGGACGGUUUUAAGGAACAACACCUCUCCUAUGAUGCAUAUGACGAUCUAUGAUGAGGACGUACAGAAAGCAAGUAUCAAUCUGUGUAGCAACAACAAUGGAGAUUGUUCCCAGUUGUGUCUGCCCACCUCACCAACCAGCAGGGCCUGCAUGUGCACUGCCGGUUACAGCCUCAAGACAGGACAGCAGUCGUGUGAAGGUAUGGGCUCUUUCCUGCUUUAUUCAGUCCAUGAGGGAAUCAGAGGAAUUCCGCUUGAACCAGCUGACAAAUCUGACGCCUUGGUGCCAGUGUCUGGCACUUCUCUGGCUGUCGGCAUCGACUUCCAUGCUGAGAAUGACACUAUCUACUGGGUAGACAUGGGCCUGAGCACCAUCAGCAGGGCCAAGAGAGAUCAAACAUGGAGAGAAGACGUGGUCACCAAUGGCAUCGGCAGAGUGGAGGGCAUUACUGUUGACUGGAUUGCAGGAAACAUUUACUGGACCGACCAGGGCUUUGACGUUAUUGAGGUGGCCAGGCUGAACGGUUCCUUCCGCUACGUGGUCAUUUCCCAGGGCCUGGAUAAGCCCAGAGCCAUCACUGUCCACCCAGUGAAAGGGUAUUUGUUCUGGACAGAAUGGGGUCAGUACCCUCGUAUUGAGCGCUCUCGACUGGAUGGCUCUGAGAGGUUGGUCUUGGUCAAUGUGAGCAUCAGUUGGCCCAAUGGAAUCUCCAUUGACUACACGGAGGGGCUGUUGUAUUGGUGCGAUGCCAGGACAGACAAGAUUGAGCGCAUUAACCUGGAGACUGGAGAGAAUAGAGAAUUGGUGCUGGCCAACAACAACAUGGAUAUGUUUGCAGUUUCUGUUUUUGAGGAAUACAUCUACUGGAGUGACAGGACUCACGCAAAUGGCUCCAUUAAAAGAGGCAGUAAAGACAACGCUACAGAUGCCAUCCAACUUCGGACUGGGAUUGGUGUACAAUUAAAAGAUAUUAAAGUGUUUAACAGGGCCAGGCAGCAAGGCACCAACAUCUGCAAACAUAAUAACGGCGACUGUGAACAGCUUUGUCUUUAUCGUGGCAACGGUCAGCACACCUGCGCCUGUGCUCACGGCAUGCUCGCCGAGGACAACCGCAGCUGCCGCGAUUACGACGGCUACCUCCUCUACUCUGAGCGCACCAUUCUGAAGAGCAUCCACCUGUCGGACGAGACCAACUUAAACGCGCCCAUAAAGCCGUUCGAAGACCCAGACCACAUGAAGAAUGUCAUCGCCCUGAGCUUUGACUACCAUGGCGGGGGCGGGAAGGGAGCCAACCGCAUCUUCUUCAGCGACAUCCACUUUGGCAACAUCCAGCAGAUCAACGACGACGGCACAGACAGAAAGAUUGUGGUGGAUAAUGUCGGUUCAGUCGAGGGCCUGGCGUACCACCGCAGUUGGGAUACGCUCUAUUGGACCAGUUACACAACCUCCACCAUCACUCGGCAUACUGUGGACCAGAGCCGCUCUGUGGCCUAUAACCGCAACACUGUGGUCACCAUGUCUGGAGAGGACCACCCCAGAGCCUUUGUGCUGGACGAGUGUCAGGAUCUCAUGUUCUGGACAAACUGGAACGAGCAGACUCCCACCAUCAUGAGGGCAUCCCUGAAUGGAGCCAACGUGCUGGCGAUCAUCAGCAGUGAUAUCAAAACUCCCAACGGCCUCGCUAUAGACCACCGAGCAGAGAAGCUCUACUUCUCUGACGCCACGCUGGACAAGAUAGAACGCUGUGAAUACGACGGGAGCAGCCGAUAUGUUUUGUUGAAAAACGAGCCUGUGCAUCCGUUUGGUCUGGCCGUGUAUGGAGACUACAUCUUCUGGACAGAUUGGGUGAGGAGAGCCGUCCUCAGAGCUGACAAGUACACAGGUGGAGACAUGAAAGUACUGCGAGCUGACAUCCCUCAGCAGCCAAUGGGAAUUGUUGCACUGGCCAAUGACACCAACAGCUGUGAGUUUUCUCCUUGCCGCACAAAUAACGGAGGCUGCCAAGACCUGUGUCUGCCCACUUCUGAUGGGAGGGUCAACUGCAGUUGCCGUGGAGACAGACAACUUCUGGAAGACAACACCUGCUCUUCAUUGAACAUCUCCUGCGGGAGUGUGGAUGACUUUGAGUGUGGAAACGGGGAUUGCAUCAACUACAGCCUGACCUGUGAUGGCAUGCCCCAUUGCAAGGACAAGUCUGAUGAGAAGCAGUCCUACUGUGCCAAUCGAAUUUGUAAGAAAGGCUACAGACGUUGCAUGAAUGGCCGCUGCAUUGGUCACCAGUUCUGGUGCGACGGCACAGACGACUGUGGUGACCACUCUGAUGAAAUGCCUUGCAACAUGACCCUGUGCAAAGUAGGGGAGUUCCAGUGCAAAGAUGGCAGCUGUAUCGCCAACUUAAGCCGCUGCGACCAGGUUGUCAACUGCGAAGAUGCCAGCGAUGAAAUGAACUGCCAACCCACCGACUGCUCCCGUUUCUUCCGCUUGGGAGUGAAAGGUGCUUCCUUCCAGAGCUGUGAGAAAACCACCCUGUGUUAUCUGUCCUCAUGGGUGUGUGAUGGCAACAAUGACUGUGGGGACUUCUCUGAUGAGCGGAACUGCCCUGAUAAACGCAAGCUUAAAUGUCCAGUCAACUUCUUUGCUUGCCCCAGUGGCCGCUGCAUCCCAAUGAGCUGGACUUGUGAUAAGGAAAAUGACUGCGAGAAUGGAGCUGACGAGACACACUGCGACAAAUUUUGUCCAUCCAUCCAUUUUGAAUGUGGAAACCACCGCUGCAUUUCCAGCCACUGGGUGUGCGAUGGCGCUGAUGACUGUGGUGAUGGAUCGGAUGAGGAUGAGAAAUGCAAAUCCAAAACCUGCAGUCCUGAGGCCUUCCAGUGUCCCGGCUCUCAUACGUGUGUGCCGCAGCGCUGGAAGUGUGAUGGAGACAAGGACUGUCCGGAUGGAGCUGACGAGAGUGUCACGGCGGGCUGCUUGUACACCAACAACACAUGUGAUGACAAUGAGUUCAUGUGCCAGAAUAGACAGUGUAUUCCCAAGCACUUUGUGUGCGAUCAUGACAUUGACUGUGCUGAUGGUUCAGAUGAGUCUCCUGAAUGUGAAUAUCCAACGUGCGGUCCUGAUGAGUUCCGCUGCGCCAACGGCCGCUGCCUCAAUCAGAAGAAAUGGGAGUGUGAUGGCGAAUUUGACUGCCAAGAUCACUCUGAUGAAGCUCCCAAGAACCCGCGGUGCACUGACUCAGAGAGGAUGUGUAACGAGUCAGCUUUCAUGUGCCGCAAUGGAAAUUGUUUGAACGAGACUCUGCUGUGUGACCGGAAUGAUGACUGCGGCGACGGCUCCGAUGAACUCAACUGCUUCAUUAACGAGUGUCUCAACAGUAAACUGAGUGGCUGCUCACAACUCUGCGAUGACCUAAAGAUUGGCUACAAGUGCAGGUGCCAUCCUGGUUUCCAGCUAAAGCGGGACGGGAAGACGUGUGUGGACGUGGACGAGUGCACCACCACCUACCCUUGUACUCAGCGCUGUAUCAACACACACGGCAGCUUCCACUGUCUCUGCGUGGAUGGCUUUGAAGUCAGCCCCAAUGAUCCCACCAUCUGCAAAUCCACAUCAGAGGAGGAGGCCUACCUGAUCUUUGCUAACCGAUAUUACCUGCGAAAGCUCAACCUUGAUGGUUCCAACUACACGCUUAUUAAACAGGGUCUGAAUAAUGCUGUGGCACUGGACUUCCACUAUGCAGAGCAGAUGAUCUACUGGACUGAUGUCACCACUCAAGGCAGCAUGAUCCGACGCAUGCGUAUGAACGGCAGCAACAUAGAGGUGUUGCACCGGACCUCUCUGAGUAACCCAGAUGGCGUAGCAGUGGAUUGGGUCGGUGGAAACUUGUACUGGUGUGACAAAGGCCGAGACACCAUUGAAGUGUCCAAACUUAACGGAGCCUACCGGACAGUGUUGGUCACCAGCGGGCUGAGGGAACCUCGCGCUGUGGCCGUGGAUGUGCGCUACGGGUACCUGUACUGGUCUGAUUGGGGUGACAAUCCCCAUAUUGGAAGAAUUGGCAUGGAUGCCACCAACAGAAGCGUACUCAUCCAGGAUAAGAUCACAUGGCCCAAUGGACUAACCUUGGACUUCAUCAAUGACCGCAUAUACUGGGCAGACGCCCGGGAGGAUUACAUUGAGUUUGCCAGCCUGGAUGGCACCAGCAGACACACAGUUCUUAGUCAAGACAUCCCACACAUCUUUGCCAUGACGCUGUUUGAAGAGUACAUCUACUGGACUGACUGGGAGACAAAGUCCAUCAACAGAGCUCACAAGACACUGGGGACCAACAAAACCACCCUGAUCAGCACCCUGCAUCGGCCCAUGGAUGUGCAUAUUUACCACCCCUAUCGCCAGCCCCAGGUGAGCAACCACCCAUGCCAGACGAACAACGGCGGCUGCAGUAACCUGUGCCUCCUCUCUCCUGGAGGAGGCUACAAAUGCGCAUGCCCCACCAACUUCUACCUUGCCAAUGACCACCGCACAUGCAUGUCCAACUGUACGGCCAGCCAGUUUGUCUGCAAGAAUGAUAAGUGCAUUCCUUUCUGGUGGAAAUGCGACACGGAGGACGAUUGCGGCGAUCGCUCAGACGAGCCUGCCGACUGUUCUGAGUUCAAAUGCAGACCGGGCCAGUUCCAGUGUGGCACAGGCAUCUGCACCAACCCUGCAUACAUAUGUGAUGGAGACAAUGACUGUCAGGACAAUUCAGAUGAGGCCAACUGCGAUAUUCAUGUUUGCCUGCCCAGCCAGUUCAAAUGUUCCCACCCAAGUCGCUGCAUCCCAGGAAUCUUCCGCUGUAAUGGCCAAGACAACUGUGGUGAGGGAGAGGACGAGAAGGACUGCCCUGAGGUCACAUGUGCACCCACCCAGUUCCAGUGUGCCAUUACCAAACGCUGUAUUCCUCGCGUCUGGGUGUGUGACCGUGACAACGACUGUGUGGACGGAUCUGAUGAACCCGCCAACUGCACCCAGAUGACAUGCGGCGUGGACGAAUUCCGUUGUAAAGACUCCGGACGCUGCAUCCCGGCUCGCUGGAAGUGCGACGGGGAAGACGAUUGUGGCGAUGCCUCCGACGAACCGAAGGAGGAGUGUGCUGAGAGGACAUGCGAGCCGUACCAGUUCCGAUGCAAAAACAACCGCUGCGUGCCGGGCCGCUGGCAAUGUGACUACGACAAUGACUGUGGUGACAACUCGGAUGAAGACAAGUGUGUGCCUCGGCAAUGUUCCGAAAGCGAGUUCGCCUGCACAAACGGCCGCUGCAUCGCUGGGCGGUGGAAGUGCGACGGAGACCACGACUGCGCCGAUGGAUCUGAUGAGGAUGGAUGUGAUGUCAAGUGUGACAAUGACCAGUUCCAGUGUAAGAAUGGACACUGUAUUUCUAUUCGCUGGCGAUGUGACGCUGACCCAGACUGCAUGGAUGGCAGUGAUGAGGAGAACUGCCACACUGCUGCUGGCCGUCACUGUCCUUUGGAUGAGUUCCAAUGUAACAACACUCUGUGCAAACCUCUCGCCUGGAAGUGUGAUGGGGAAGAUGACUGUGGGGACAACUCGGAUGAGAAUCCGGAAGAGUGCAGGAAGUUCCAGUGUCCUCCCACCAGAGCGUUCCGCUGUCAAAAUGACCGCGUAUGUCUUCAGAUGUCAAAGAGAUGUGACGGCAUCAAUCACUGCGGCGACAAAUCGGAUGAACUGAAUUGCGAAGCCCAUCCAACUGUUCCUACUUGCGAGAAAGACGAGUUCUUGUGUGCCAACGGAAAAUGCAUCAGCUCCACUUUGAGAUGCAACGUCUUUAAUGACUGCGAGGACUAUGGCUCGGACGAGAUCAACUGCAAAACAGAAACCAAACUGAAUGACUGCAGGAGUAACAGGACUCACUGUGGCGAUGGGGACGAGGCCCACUGUGUCACCAACAGCACAGACGCCUUCUGCUCCUGCAAACCGGGCUUCCACAAAAUAGGAUAUCGCACAUGUGGAGACAAGAAUGAGUGUCUUCAGUUUGGGGCGUGUUCCCACAUCUGCAACAACACUAAGGGCUCCUACAAAUGCAGCUGCUACAAGUACUUCACAAGGAUCAAUGACACCUGCAAAGCUGACAACAUGAACAGCAGUCAGCAGGUUCUCUUCAUAGCCGAUGACAAUGAAAUCCGCAGCCUGGAUCCUGGAAUGCCCAACUGGCGCUAUGAACAAACCUUCCAAGGGGAUGCUAGCGUGCGGAUUGACGCGAUGGACUUGCACGUGAAGACCAACCGCAUCUUCUGGACCAACUGGCACACAGGCCGCAUCUCCUCCUAUGAGCUUCCGGGACAGUCAACUUUGUCGUCCAAUUCCCACCGUAACAGACGGCAAAGUGUGGGCAGGAUCACCAACCUGCAGAUUAAAGAGCUGAAGAUGCCUCGAGGCAUAGCCGUGGACUGGGUGGCUGGUAACCUGUACUGGACCGACUCUGGUCGAGAUGUCAUUGAGGUGGCUCAGAUGUCAGGCCAGCAUUGCAAGACACUCAUCUCUGGCAUGAUUGACGAACCAUAUGCCAUCGUCGUGGAUCCACAAAGAGGUACCAUGUACUGGGCAGACUGGGGGAAUCAUCCAAAAAUUGAGACAGCUGCCAUGGAUGGAACGCUGAGACAGACGCUUGUCCAUGAGAACAUCCAGUGGCCAACAGGUUUGGCAGUAGACUACUUCAAUGAGCGCCUUUACUGGGCAGAUGCAAAGCUUUCAGUCAUUGGCAGUGUUCGCCUGGAUGGCUCAGAUCCCGUCAUAGCUGUCUCUGGCAUCAAAAACAACCUUGCCCAUCCGUUUAGCAUCGAUAUCUUUGAGGACUACAUAUAUGGAGUCACGUUAGUCAAUAACUUUGUUUUCCGGGUCAACAAGUUUGGAAAAGGCACCAUGGAAACUCUCACCACAGGCAUCAACCACGCUACUGACAUCGUCUUGUACCACCGAUAUAAGCAGCCAGAGAUGACAAACCCAUGUGACAGGAAGAAGUGUGAGUGGCUAUGUCUGCUCAGCCCCAGUGGACCGGUGUGCACCUGUCCCAAUAACUACAUGGCUGACAACGGCACGUGUGUGGAGAAGUCUGGCCCGACCCAGUCGCCGUUCUCUCCCCCCUCAGGCCCCUGUAACAUUCAGUGUCAGAACGGAGGCAGCUGCUUUCUCAACGCCCGUCAGGUGGCCAAGUGUCGCUGCCAGCCCAGCUACACCGGAGAGAGAUGCGAGAUCAACCAGUGCAGGGACUACUGCAAGAACGGCGGCACAUGCACCGCAUCUCAUACGGGUGCUCCGACAUGCAGAUGCCCAAAAGGAUUCACGGGGCCCACCUGCAACCGUCACACUUGUCAGAACUACUGCCACAACGGCGGCAACUGCUCGGUCAACUCGGGUAAUCAGCCAACCUGCAGCUGCCCGACGGAGUACCACGGAGAUCAGUGCCAGUACAGUAAAUGUGAAGGCUUCUGUGAAAAUGGCGGCACAUGCUUGCAAACCACAAAUGGCACCAAAGUGUGUCAGUGCUCCAGUCAGUACAUCGGACACCAGUGCGAGCUGGACAAAUGCGUCUUCUGUGGCACAGGCCGCUGUUUGACGUCCUCCUCGGGAGAAGUGUCCUGCAGCUGCCCCAAUGGUCAGACCCAACCCAGCUGCUAUACUUGCUUGGACUACUGCGCCAAUGGACAAUGUACAGUUGACACGCGCACACUGUUGCCCCAGUGCCAGUGUCCCGCAACAUGGAGAGGUUACAGGUGUGAAAAUGCUUCAACCAUAGAUUCCUCCAUGUCCAGUGGAAAAACGGCCUCCGUGGUUGUCCCCGUGCUUCUACUGCUCUUACUGUCACUGCUGGUGGUUGGCGCCAUCCUGUGGUACAAGCGGAGAAUGCGAGGGUCUCAAUGGCUGGGGAAAUCUCGCUCUCGGGGCUCGCGUGCCAAGGGCUUCCAGCACCACAGAAUGACCAACGGCGCCAUGAAUGUCGAGAUCGGCAACCCCGCCUACAAAAUCUAUGAAGGAGACCCUGACGAUGACGCUGGGGAGCUCCUUGAUUCAGACUUUGCUUUGGACCCAGAGAAGCCCACCAACUUCACCAACCCCGUGUACGCCAGCCUCUACAUGGGCGCCCACAACAGCAACAACUCCCUGGCCAGCACGGACGAAAAGAAGGAGCUCCUCUCCCAGGGCGACGAGAGCAUGAGCGACCCCCUGGCGUAAAGCCUCGCACCCCCCUGAACUGUGCCAGCGAUCGCCCUGGCCAGCUAGUGCUGAGCCCACAAAGCUCCCUCAUCUUAUGCCUUUCCCACCUGAAAAGAGAAGCAACAUAACAAAACGACAACGACAAAAUCGGGAAAGCUGUAUAAAAUGUAUAAAAUGAAGGACUACUUUUUUAAGUGAUUGCAGUAUUAUAUUUUGUUCUUUGACAACAAGAAAAGGUGACGGAAAAGGAACCAUUUUAUAGACAUUUUACACAUUAUUUUACAUUUUUUGCGCACCUCCCCUCAGCUUUUCCUCCUCUCUCACGCAUAUAGCCACUACCUCUGUGCAAAUGUAAAAGAAAGAGAGAUACAAAUUGCAGUGGAAGAUUGUUUUUUUGUUUUUUGUGUGAAUUGUAUAGCGGGCAAAGAAAAGAGUAUUGGUUCAUCCUAGAAAACCUUUAAAAACCAAUUAAGUCUAUCUUGUGUUGUGGAUGAAACGGAGUUCAUCUCUAUUUCAGGUCCAUCAAUAAGAUGUUAUUUUGUUUUUCCAACUGCACCCGACGUACUCGUGGAGGUGUUGCUACAUUCAAGUGAUUGUCUUUUACCUCCUUGCACAGACAGACGUUAUAUUUGCAUAUAGAUGAUAUAUAUAUACGCAAACCUAUUAACAAAGUGUCUUGAAAAUAUACCCAGGAACAUCAGUAACCAAUAGCAGUCAGUAAUUCUAUAAUAAUUUUGAAGUCCUUUACAGUAAGUGAGUGUGUGAGUGCUGGAUGAUGAUGAUUGUAACCUUCCAGGAUGAAGCAUCUGGGAUGGCAACUGUGGCCUUGGUUUACUGUAGGAUGCAUAUUUAGUUCCAGAAGGUGACAUCAGACUUAAGUGAACUUCCAGAAGAAAAGAAAAAAAAAACCAAGCGUGACAAAUAAAUUAGC
Molecule: messenger RNA, 15160 nt
Organism: Phycodurus eques (leafy seadragon)
Lineage: Eukaryota; Metazoa; Chordata; Actinopteri; Syngnathiformes; Syngnathidae
Gene: lrp1ab
Product: low density lipoprotein receptor-related protein 1Ab
Exons: 90
Coding region: 562-14247 (4561 amino acids)
Molecular function (GO): calcium ion binding; protein binding
Source: RefSeq, a predicted model, not a curated record